Miscanthus lutarioriparius is the source of this 1383-nucleotide messenger RNA. The record is from the annotation of a GenBank genome assembly. Lineage: Eukaryota; Viridiplantae; Streptophyta; Magnoliopsida; Poales; Poaceae.
AUGGCGAGCUCCUACUCCUUCCCGCUGUUCGAGCCGGCGGAGAUCGAGGCGGCGCUGCACAGCUACGGCAUCGCGCCCAGCACUAGCCUCUGCGCCGAGGGCAUCGUCCACCCUCAGCCCGGCUUCGUCGCCGAGGUCCUCUAUCUCUUCCUCCUCAACUUCGUCGGCGACGAGCCCGACGAGCAGCUACAGUUCCAGGCGCUGCAGGUGCUCGACAACCCGGAGCACCACAUAGGGGCCCUACGGUUGUCGCGGAUCUACAAGAGGGCCAACGCCUUCCUCCAGUCCAUCCAGUUCCGAGACCUCAAUCUCCGCGACCUCCUCCGCGCCGACGGCCCCCGUGUCGUCCUCAUCCUCAGCGCCCUCAUCAACUUCCUCCUCUUCAGGCGGGAGAAGCUCGCCUUGCUUGAGCCCAUCGUCCAAGAGUACGGCGCGCUUGACAAACGGCAGAGGGAGCUCAGGGCUAAGAUCGACGAGCUUAGCAAGGCGAAAGAGGACCAUCUGCUUAAGGAGCAGGUGGAGGCACCCAUGGUCCAGCAGCUCGAGAAGGAGGUCAAUGCCCUCAAGCAGAGGCUUCAUGAUUACAACAGAGAGCAGCUGUCGCUGCGCGUUGCAUCAAAAGCCUUGGACGAAAAGAGAGAGGAGACACUGAGGAAGAUCAACCAGGCUGAUUUUGAGUUGGUGAAGGUUAUGCAAGAAAAGAAAAAGCUAUCAGCCAAAAUUGUUCGUUCCCCUGAAAAGCUCCAGAGGAACCUUGAGGAGAAGAAAGCAGUCCGUGAUGAGUUAAAGAACUUAGAGAAGAUGGCAAUGCAGAAAGUCCAAGAGAAAACCAAUGCUCUUGAGAUGUAUACUAAGGUUUCUGAGAAACUAGCAAAGCAUCUCUCUAAAAUUUCUGCUGUUCUUGAAAAAAGCGCUGCUGCUAAAGCUUCUGAGAAGGAUGUUAAAGCACACAAAGAGAAGAUCAAUGAUCAAAAUUUGGAGAUAAAGGCACUUCGCAAUAAAGCUGCUGAAUGGGAAAUGAAAGUACUCGAGAACGAGGCCAAACUGAAAGCAAAGGAGAAAGAAAGGGAUCAAAGAGUUGAAGAGAACAAUCGGAAGAUGACUGCAUUGAAAUCUGAAGUUGAAUCGGAGCACAAGUGCCUUGAGGAGAAACAAAGAAAAAUAAAGGAAAAGAUUGACAAGGGUUCUGAAUUAUGCUCUCAAGCCGAUUCUGUUGCUGAAGCUGGAAGGAAGAAAACAGAGGAAAUCUAUGGGAAGUAUGAUCAAGUUUGUGAGGCGCCUUUUCUCCAGGCUAAGAUGUACAUGGAUGGCUUGGAUCAAUCCUUCGACGAGACUGAUGAAGCUGCAGUGAUGUUGAACACUAUAGCCCAGAGUGGCGCUUGA